Messenger RNA from Papilio xuthus (Asian swallowtail), 2110 nucleotides. It is a transcript of the gene lasp, whose product is annotated as LIM and SH3 domain protein Lasp. The transcript is spliced from 8 exons. Lineage: Eukaryota; Metazoa; Arthropoda; Insecta; Lepidoptera; Papilionidae. Gene Ontology annotation, molecular function: actin filament binding. Gene Ontology annotation, cellular component: focal adhesion. The record is from RefSeq and is a predicted model, not a curated record. The coding region runs from base 180 to 1325 and encodes 381 amino acids.
GCCGCCAUUUGUCAUUUUUUGGCAUGCGCGUUGGGGGAUGCUACGAAAAUCGUGCUCGGGAGUGUUUUCAUAAAAUAAAAGUUUUGUGAACUUUGUUAGUGUAUUGUGAUAAACUUUUAUUGCUCUGUGAAAUAUUUGUGAAAUUCUCAUAAAGUGUUUUGUGUGUUUAUUAUUUCAAGAUGAAUAAAACUUGUGCAAGGUGCGAGAAAACAGUAUAUCCUACAGAGGAGCUAAAAUGUUUGGAUAAGGUGUGGCAUAAAGGUUGCUUCAAAUGCCAGGAAUGUGGCAUGACACUCAAUAUGCGUACCUACAAGGGCUACGGCAAACUGCCAUAUUGCGAAGCUCACGUGCCAAAAGCGAAACACACAACAAUGGCGGAGACGCCGGAGCUGAAGCGGAUAGCGGAGAACACAAAGAUUCAGAGCAACGUCAAGUAUCACGCAGACUUCGAGAAGAGUAAGGGCAAGUUUACACAGGUAGCAGAUGACCCAGAAACGCUAAGAAUCAAAGCGAACACUAAAAUAAUAAGUAACGUGGCGUACCACGGCGACCUGGCUAAGAAAGCGGCCAUGGAGAAGCAGCGUCAGAUCAACGAAAAUGGAGAGUUAGUUGAUGUCGCUACAAACGACAAUUAUCACCAACAAAUCGAUAAUUACGCAACGGAAAUGCUACCACCGAGUCUACCACCAAACCAGCCACAAAAGAACCACUACCAACCACCACAACAACCACAAACACCCAGACAAUACCAAGAGCAAUACAGACCUCAAAAACAGGAAGAAUACUCGUACCAAUACCAGAAGUAUGAUGUAUCAGACCAAUACCAGAAUCAUGGGAAUCAAUACGCGUAUGGUCAGUACCCUCAGAAUUACGGCGCGAACACACAGCCUAAGAUUGGUAGGAUUCAAGAUUACGAUCCCCUGAGCGACGGUCCGCGUGCACCCCCCAAUAUACAGCACGCCUCAGCGACUGUUAUAUACAACAGCACAAGGGAUGGCAAGCAAAGAGCAGGAGGUCAGCAAGCGACGCAACAACAGAGCCGGCAGAUCGGACGCGUCACUGAUUUAGACCCCCUCGCCGCCGAGCAGCCGCGCUCCAAUAACAACCAUCAACCUACGAAUCAGCGAGUGUACAUCGCGAUGUACGACUACGAAGCAAAUGAUAGUGACGAAGUAUCGUUCCGUGAGGGUGAUUACAUAUCGAAUGUGACGUCAAUCGAUGAGGGCUGGAUGACGGGCGAGGUGUUGCGUACUGGCCGCACUGGCAUGCUGCCCGCCAACUACGUGGAACUUGCGCCAGCGCCGCCACAUCACUACGCCAACUAAUGCCAACAACAUAUCGCCACAAUAUCCAACAUCGCCACAAUACCCAACAUCGCCAUAUUAUUCAACAUCGCCACAUUAACCAAUACAUUGCAAUCUCGCCGUUAUGUUUGCUAUAUUGAUAAAAAUAUAUAUUCUUAUACAUUCCUUCAUAUGACAAACUUGCCUGGACAUUUGUGUUUUAAUUUCUAUGAAAAUAUCUUUAUAAUAAAUUUCCAAAAUAAGAUAAGUUGUUAAAUUUGUAUAUUCCAUCCGCAGAACAAAACGUAAAUAGAAUUUAUAUAUAAAAAUAUUUCAAAUAAAAUUGCCUAUUACUUAUGAUGGUUAACUAUCGUUCCAUACUAUUCCAAUAACGUCUUGUAUAUUAAAUUUUUUCUCACUGUUUUGUUUAAUAUCAGUAUGAAAAUGUCACAAUAAUAUACCAAAUGCAUAGUUAUUCUAAACUUUUAUACAAAGAAUCAUAUUUUUAUAAAGACAUAUCUUGUUUUAGAAAAUAUUAAGCAAUAAAUGUUGUAAGAAUCUUUACACUAAUUUAUUGUAGAAAUUAACGUAGGUUUCCACUGUUAAACAUAAAAUCAAUCCUUUUUAUUUUCCUAAAAAAAAACCAGAAUAUUUUGACAGUGGAAACCUACCGUUAAACGUUGAUAUGUUACACUGGUGCAUAUUUUAAUGUCGUGUCAUAAGUUUUAAAAUGUUAAUUAUGAGAUUAUAUGAUCGAAUUGACCAACUUGCCAAAAUGUGUAGUGAACAUUUUAUUAAAAACUACGUAACAUUUUUAAAAAUAAAAA